AUGGAAGAAAAAAAUAUCAACCAAGAUAAGGAAUUUAUUGUUGGAAAAAACGUAAUCCAUAACAAUUUUGAAAGCCCAAAUUUUAUGAGCAAUUUUCGAGACCUUUUAAAAAAUGUAAAAGAUGCAAAAAAUGUAAAAGAUGAAAAGGAUGUAAAAAACGUAAAAAAUGAAAAGGAUGAAAAUUUGAGUAGCUAUCCCAAUUAUUACAUACUAAAUAAUGAACUCGGGGUGAAGAAAUCUAUAGAUAAUUAUAAUUUUAUAAAAAAUAAUAAAGAAGAUAUAAAUAAAGAUAAACAAACAAAAGGCGAUAAAAAAUAUAUUAUUCAUUUAGUACCAUCUAAAAACUCAAAUUUUUAUAAUUUUAUUAAAAAAAAAAAAAAAGAAGUCUUAAAUAUGUAUGGAACUGAUGAGACAUAUAAAUAUGAUACACACAUAAGUUUGACUGGAUUUUUUUUUUGUGAUAAUAUAAAUACUUUUAUAAAAACACUUUAUAUAUAUUUUUUUUAUUAUGCAAAAUUAUAUUAUAUAUACAGAAAAUUAUUAAUAAUUAAUUUAUUUUUUCAUAUACACCUUAAAAAAAAUAAUAACACAAAUCAUAUUAUAUAUACUUCCAAUAAAUACAAAAAUAAUAAUUAUGUAAAUAAUACUAUUAUUUAUCAAGAGAAAAAUGAAAAGAAAAAAAAACAAAAAAAUUAUGAAACUCCAAAUGAAGAAAUCACACACACAAAAAAAAUUCGCACAUACUUACAAAAAUAUGAAAUAAAAAAUUCAAAUAUGUACAAUAAUGAUAAAAAACAAAUAUAUGAAACACAUGUUCUUAAAACAAAUGAUGGAUAUGUUAUUAUUCCUAUAUUAUGUGAUUGGAUAAAAAAAUUAAUAGAAAAUUUCCAAUUUUUAUUGAAAAAUAAUAGUUUUAAAUCUGUUAAUAAAAGAAAAUUAAAUAAUCAAGACGAUAUAUCUCGUACUUAUAUUUUUAAAAAUGAAUUUUUUUAUAAAUUAUCAAAAAAAAAUAAUAUUCCUCAUUCCAAUAAUUUACAAAUUAUAUCUAAAACUACAUUAACAAAACCAUCUCCUCAAAAUAAAAAAGAAUACACCAAUUUAUUACCUCACCCUAAAUGCAUAAUAAAAAAAAAUAAUAAUUCUAUGCUAGUUUAUCCUUCCCCACACAUAUCUAUAGACAAUAAUUUUAAAUCCGUAAAAAAUGAGCAUCAAACUAAGAUGGUACAUAAUCCAUAUACACCAGUUUUGUCAAGCAAACAAAAUAUAAAUAAUGAAGAGAAUGGCAAAAACGAGUCAAAGAUAGCUUUGCUACGGUCUGAAAACGAAAAUAAUGAAAAUCAAAAUGAAAAUCAAAAUGAAAAUAAUGAUAAUAAUCAAAAUGAAAAUAAUGAUAAUAAUCAAAAUGAUGAUAAUGACAAAAUUGUAAAAAAACAAUCACAAGAAAAAAAUAUAAUAAAAUAUAAAUAUAGUAAUACUAAUGUAAAUUUAACAAAUUUUCGAAUAAAACGAUGUAGCCAUAUAUCGUUAGCUUCCAAUAGAGAUGACCAAAAAAUCAAAAAUAAUAUUGCAAAUAUAUAUAAUGAUAUUAAAUAUCAUUUUCGUAAUUGUUCAUGGGAUAUAGUUAUGUUUGAAUGUGAUGAAAAUGAUGUUAAUCAAGAUAAAAAUAUAAAUAAUUUUUUAAAAGAAAUAUUUCGAUUUAAAAAUUUUGCAGUUUCUUAG
This is a messenger RNA of Plasmodium yoelii, 1719 nucleotides long. RefSeq names its product conserved Plasmodium protein, unknown function. Bases 1 to 1719 code for a protein of 572 amino acids. The record is from RefSeq and is a predicted model, not a curated record. The transcript has a single exon. NCBI's taxonomy places the organism in Eukaryota, Apicomplexa, Aconoidasida, Haemosporida, Plasmodiidae.